AUGGAAGAUAGGGUUUUUACAGCUAUUUUAAAUGGUAAAGAAAUAGAGAAGCUUUGGCACACCUCUAUAGUAGCUUAUGGGGAAGAGUUUUUCUUUGGAGGAGGGGGCAUUUCAAGUUGCCAUCCGGGUGGUACACUUCUAGGUAUGCCUGAUUCCAUUGUGGAUCUUGGAAACACUGAAAUUCCUCGAGACCUUUUUCUGGAAUAUCUCUCUUCUUUCAGUGAGUCUACUUAUAGACCUGAAAAAUACCACCUUUUUGAACACAACUGCAACAACUUCAGUUGUGAGGUGGCCCAGUUUUUAACUGGAGCCAAGAUUCCCUCAUACAUCACUGAUCUCCCAUCUGAGGUGCUUGCAACGUAA
Molecule: messenger RNA, 363 nt
Organism: Xyrauchen texanus (razorback sucker)
Lineage: Eukaryota; Metazoa; Chordata; Actinopteri; Cypriniformes; Catostomidae
Product: desumoylating isopeptidase 1-like
Exons: 5
Coding region: 1-363 (120 amino acids)
Biological process (GO): protein modification by small protein removal
Molecular function (GO): peptidase activity
Source: RefSeq, a predicted model, not a curated record